Molecule: messenger RNA, 2804 nt
Organism: Ixodes scapularis (black-legged tick)
Lineage: Eukaryota; Metazoa; Arthropoda; Arachnida; Ixodida; Ixodidae
Product: nascent polypeptide-associated complex subunit alpha, muscle-specific form
Exons: 9
Coding region: 289-1743 (484 amino acids)
Biological process (GO): microtubule nucleation; cytoplasmic microtubule organization; positive regulation of microtubule polymerization
Cellular component (GO): microtubule plus-end
Source: RefSeq, a predicted model, not a curated record
AUAGGCAAACAAAACAAAAAUAAUUUUAUCAAACAGUACUUUGAAAUAAUUACAGAUUAAGAACUUGCAAAGGCAUUGUUCACGGGGGCUUCGGUCCUUCCGUUCCGGGUUUUGUUUUUGUUUUGUUUUUCUGCGAAGGACUGACUGAUUACCGCGAUGGAGGGCCAGGGGAUACAAGAUGGGCGGUGUGGGCGACGCUCAGUGAUGUGGUCAGUUCGAUGAAUGGUUCCCCCGAGCCGAGCACCAGCGAAGACGGACGCCCGCUGAGGACGCCGUGAAUGCGCCGCGAUGAACAGCCCCCUGGUCACGGACCCCGAGGAGGAGAUGCGGCUACUCAAGGAUAGGGUCCGACAGCUGGAGCUGCAAAACAAGCAGCUCCGUAAGAACCAGCGCUCGCCCGUCGACACGACGAGCAGCAAGGAACGCAAGCAGUCCAGAAACAUGAGCAUGUCGGACAACGACAAGUCGUCCAAGGAGAGCUCGCUCGAAGACCUGGGCAUCAUCGACGUGGACCGGUUGCUCGAGAACGACGACGACGAGACCUGGCUCUGCGACCCGUCCGAGCGGCCGUGGCCUAUCGCCGACGCCAGCGAAGCCAAGGAGCUGGUCAACACGAGGAUCUCGCUCGCCAGCAAGCUGGACGAGAUCUCCCAGUUGGCAUCGAGAGCUCAGGAGCUGCGCGACAUGCUUGCGCGCGUUAGGCAUCCAGGCCCCAGCCGUACCUUCGACUCCCGGACGUUUACGAGGCCUCGGAGGAAGCUACGUCCGGCGCUGGACUGGAACGCUCUGCCUACCAUUAGCGCGGCGGAGAACGGGGCUCCGGCGGCAGACCACGACACACCGCGAGGUGUCUCGCCGGCACGCGAGGCCCCCCCUCCGGUCGUGCCCCUUCCGGAAGCGGCUGCAGUCCCCCUGGCCUCCGUCAAUGUGCACGAAAUCGUCAGGCUCCAAGGAGAGAGCCUGCGGCUGAGCUCGCCCAUGUGCUCCCCCAAGAGGGGAUCCGGCGAGUCGGGUGGCAGACGGUCGAGUGCCGCAGACAAGGUUCUGCCGACCUCCGGGCUGCCUACAGGGUGCACAACGGGCGCCAGGCCUAGUGACCCUCGCCGGGAAGACUCGCCCUCCGACGGAGACGGCCUCGCCAGGGUGCCACUGGACGGUGGUGCCCGUGCAGCCACACCCCCAACCCCCGACCUUGGAGGCUCUGCUGCGAGCAGUCCAUACGGCUCCAACUCUUCCUUGCACCACGUGUCCCUGCUCCCCAGCAAAGGAGCAACGCGGAGGAGCCUGCCCAACCUGAGUCGAGUGCUGAAUGGCCUCGGGUCCCACCCUGGCUCCGCAGUCACUGGCCAGCAGGCCACGCUAGGCGCCCCGAGAAGUCGGCUAGCUGUGCCCACUCAGCACGAGGUUCCAGGCCGCUCCGCGUUGCCGGCACCGCGCCCCACCCGCAGCCGGUCGUCCUCGGUGGCGUCGACGGGGCUGCCCGCGGCCUCCCCACUCCCUAGGGGAGGUCGGCGCUCGGAGCAGUUCCCCCCGAGGCCCGAGCAGACGGAGACGACGCCCCUGCGGCUGUCCCUGGCUCCGAGGAACGCCACCCCAGCCACCCAGCCCCGGUCGGGCCUGCCCCGGCCCUCCCGGAUCCCGCCACCCACCAAAAGGUCUGGCAUCCCGGCGUUGGCGUCCAAUGCUGCAGCGACUCUGCGGUUUGCAGAAGCAGACGACGACUGGAGCGACGGCUGUUACUGAUGCACGGCCCCCCAAGCUUUGUUCCACCGUUUAUCAAGAAACCGCAAGAGCCUGUUGUGCGGGUCAGGAUUAAAGAGAGAAUAAACAUGUAAGACAAGGACAACGCAACCACAUCUUUCAAGAAAGAUCUGGUUGUGUUGUCCUUGUCUUGCAUGUUUAUUCUUUCUUCAAUCAUGGUUUCAAGUUUUUAAAGUUUUACGCAUUUUUGUUUGAAAACCUCCCGACGGGAGAAAGCCGAUUUUUGCUAAGGCGGCCACUGCUAGGCCCACCGCUACUUCCCCACCGCCUUCCGGUGCAACCUCCCAGGAGGAGCGUUUAAUCCUCGCAACAGUGCCAACAGCGGUAAGGAGAAAACGUGUCGCGUGGGGGCAGAUAUGAUUUAGAUACCUAUGAAUGUUCCUCAACGUCGAGUGGUUGCCACUCGACUGAAUGUCUAGAGCAGAGUGUGAGUUUGCCUUCCGAUCUCGGAGAGGCAUCUCGAGUUGUUCGCAAGAGUCCGAGUGUUUGUACGCGAGGUUUAAGAAGCCGCAAAAGCGAGCACCGUCGAUCGUUCCUCGUUUUUGGACGCUGGAAAACCUUCGGUGAAGGUUCUUGCACGCGACAGCGGGCUAAACGAAACGCACAGGGUUGCGCAGAGCCGCAGUUUUUCGACCGGCGGCGUCCCCAGACAUUUUGUUCCUCCCCUUUGGUGGCGAGUGUGUGUAACCUUUUGCUCAUUUUUUCUAGUUGUGUGCGAGACGUGGGCAGCCAGACUCAAGUGCGUUGCGGGGGGGCGGAGCUAGGGCGAUGUCAUGUGAUAUAUUUAUGGACGGCUGCUGGUCUGCCUGCUCUUUUGUUCGGAGAAACGUUGACCCAAACACGUUUUCCUGCGCGGGUUUGCCGCGAGGUGCUUUGUUUUGCUUCUUUUACUGCGAGAGUUUCCUCGCACGUUGGGGGGAGGGGGGUAGCCUAACCCGGGUGUUAACUGCUGGUCAAGCUCGAGCCUGCAGUUGUUGCUGGAUGCACUGUAUAUACGUUGCAUGCUUUUUUUUAUGGGGUACAAAUAAAAAGGUAAGCUCGAA